Molecule: messenger RNA, 1153 nt
Organism: Trametes versicolor FP-101664 SS1
Lineage: Eukaryota; Fungi; Basidiomycota; Agaricomycetes; Polyporales; Polyporaceae
Exons: 6
Coding region: 1-1071 (356 amino acids)
Source: RefSeq, a predicted model, not a curated record
AUGUUCACCUCAGCCCUCCCCGCCCUCCGCCGCGCGCCCUUCGUCUUUGGACGCGGCCUCUCUACCUCUUCGGCCAUUUCGCCUUUUGCGCGCACGUCGUUCCUUCGCUCCGCAUCUCUUACACAUAACACGAACUCCAUCCUCCGCAACCACCUCAUCAUUCGCGGUGUCGCGAACAGCGUUUCCGGUCGCCCAGGUUCGCAAACUGCGGGCCACGCUGCUCAGAACAUCCGCGAAGAGGUUGGCCAAUCUGCUGCCGACCUUGCUAAAUCAAUCGCCGGCGGAAACGUUUUCCAGGACGGUGUCGAACCAACCCAGCAAACCUUCCUCGGUGUCACCAACGCGGUUGCACAUGCUGUGCCCCAACCAUACGUGAUCUUUGGCCUCGCGGGCGGUCUGCCUUACCUCGGUGCAUCCGGCGCGACUGUGUACCUCGCCCACCAAGCAGGUCUUGCUGCUCAGGGAUUGGUGCCUAACAUCGACCCUGGCGUGGCGAUCACUAUCCUUGACCAAGCAUUGCAACUUCAAGUGACGUACGGUGCAGUAAUGUUGUCCUUCCUUGGUGCCCUUCACUGGGGCUUUGAGUUCGCCGGCUACGGCGGGCAGAAGUUCUACCCUCGCUUGCUCCUUGGAGCAGCACCCGUCGUGUUUGGCUGGUCGACGCUGGCCUUGGACCCGACAAUGGCACUCAUUGCUCAGUGGUUUGGCUUCACCGGCUUAUGGUGGGCUGAUCUGAGGGCGACGGGCGCAGGAUGGGCACCGCUAUGGUACUCUCAGUACCGCUUCUACCUGUCCAUUCUGGUCGGUACCUGCAUCAUCGGCUCAUUGGCCGCUACAAGCUACUGGGGCCCCGUGGGUGGCCACGGAGUGGUGUCCCACGAUCUCAACAUGAUCCGGGCUGAGCGCAAGCAACACCAGCCAGAGAAAGAAGGCCGGGUCUCGGGAGAAAUCGAGGCGCUUCCCGCUCCUGAUGAUGCCGACAAGUAUGUUAUCAUCAAGAAGAAGGAUGAAGGCAAAGACAAAGAUGAGGAGAAGCAGGACAAGGGCAAGCAGGACGAGAAGAAGCAGUAAAUGUUUCUCUCACCGAAAAUCCUCGCUGCCGGCAUGACAGAACGACAUGGACGUUCACUGUAAACCAUACUAUAUGAUAUCA